GGAGUGUGAUGGAAUACUCCCCAUGUUCUGAUCUCUCUACCGGUACAGCUGGAAGCGGUCCCCGCCCACACUUUCUGACACACUGCAGCUCCUUCUGAAGGGAAAGGGGGUGGGGAAGCUUCAUGGUGCUCAGUCUGUCAGGGACUGACACAGAGUCCGGAGCUAGCCAUGUCUCUGCUUGGCAUUCUCCUCUCCCUCCUCCUCAGCACCGCCUCAUCCAGGACUUUACCCCGACUCAAAUUGGAUCUGAGCGCGGAAAUUCAAGAUCGGUUCCAGUUUCCCUCGACUGAGGAAUAUACAACCACGCUCCGAGAGGGAAACACUGUUUAUGUUGGUGGGAAAGAAACUCUUUACCAGAUAAAGUUUGAAGAAGCUCCCAGAUUGAUACAAAAGAUUCCAGUGCCUGUGGAUGACAAAUCCAUGUCAGAAUGCAAAAAGAAGAAUUUGGCAUACUGUGAGAAUGUUAUCAUGGUCCUACAAAGAUUCAACAGAACUCAUCUUCUUUUGUGUGGAACCAAUGCCCGGAAUCCACGAUGCUGGUCACUUACUAACAAUAAUUUGAAUCAAAUCAUCAAUGGAGGAGGACGCCCCGUAGGACGAGGGGUAUGUCCUUUCACUCCAAAACACGGCUUCACCUCAUUGGUUGAAGGAGAAAAAUUCUACUCAGCUGCCCCUGUAUUUGAGAAUGGAAAUGUAAAUCUUCGAAGGUAUAUGGAACAGAGUCCAUCAUGGUUACUUUCUGUUGAUGAGUGGCUGAAUGAUCCCAGUUUUGUGGGAAUGUCACCAAUGGGCGACCGUGUUUUGAUGUUCUUCCGGGAAAGGAAUUUGGUAGAAAACCUGGACAUUGACCCCUGGAUAUCACGGAUUGCUUGUGUGUGUAAGGAUGACAGAGGUGGCUCGCGAUUCCACCUGCAAAGUAAGUGGGCAACCUUUCUGAAGGCUCGCUUACUGUGUAACAUUCCGUCUGAAAACGUCCAUUUCAACAAGAUUCAAGACGUCUUUACUACCCAGAGCAAAGACCGAAUUUAUGCAAUUUUCAAGAGUAACUGGAACGGGUCAGCAAUCUGCAUGUACUCCAUGGAGGACAUUAAUGAUGUGUUCAGUACUUCCAUUUUUAAAGGAUUCACUGAAGAUAUUCCUGCUCCAAGACCUGGAACGUGUGGGACUAAUACUCAAGAACUGAAAAGUAAUGUACUGAGUGUAGUGAAACACCAUCCUGAAAUGGAGAGUCCAAUCCAGCCCAUUGGAAAAAGUCCCCUCGUCAUCCAGAAUGAGGAUCUUUUCAAGAAAAUCAUCGUGGAUUCUGUUGUUAGCCUCAAUGGAACAGUGUUCUAUGUCCUUUUCCUGGCUAUGGGAGAUGGAAGAAUCCAACAAGUUCUGGAAAAUGGGCAGUCAACCUUCAUCAUUUCAGAACUGACAAUUCUAAAGGAUCCAGGACCAAUCUCAUCAAUGUCCCUGGACUCUGAAGCUAAACUUCUGUAUGUUACCACUGCUAAAGAGGUAGUCCGGUUCCCACUGGUGCACUGUGAAAAAUAUAAUAAGAGCUGUGAGAGCUGCGUCAUGGCAAGAGACCCCUACUGUGCUUGGAAUGCCAAAGAGAAAAAUUGUGUCCCCAUCACACCUCACUCUGGAAACCUUAUCCAAGAUCUUGAAAAUGGUGAUCCCAAGAAAUGUCCUUCAGAAAGAGUUGCAUUUUAUCGUUCUUCAGAGAGACAGAGUCAAAAUGAGCAUACCAAUCCCAUCCUGGAGGGAAGUGGCUCAGUGUACCUUUCGUGCCCAAAGCAAUCCCAUCAUGCACAAUACUCAUGGAGGGUGCAGGGUCAGACACAGGACUGUUCUUCGAAUGAAGAUGAAUGCCUUUUCUUCAUAAGCAACCUUGCAGAAUAUGGAGGUAGCUUGUACCGAUGUGUUUCAAGUGAAAAAGGACAUGAGCAGUUGCUCACGUCAUAUUUGAUUAAGGACAGUGGAUCGUCGAUAUAUUUAACCAGAUACAGUAUUGCUGUCUACUCUGUUUUCAUAAUAGUUGCAGCUCUCUUCUUGCACUGAAUUUGAGCAAUAACUCUGCUGCAAUGUAUUUAGUUUAAAAUCAUUGAAAUAUUCUGAAUAGUUCUACCUCAAUGGCCAAGUGACUCAUCAAAGGAAGGUUGAAGGUCAAAUGAUUUUCAUCAUUAUCUAUUUGGGAAUUGCACUUAAAUCUUUGGAUCCUCUGCUCAAUAGUACAUUCGGUUCUUUCAAAGAUUAAAUCUAAAACCAUUUAUAAAUUUACAGCUCUGCUCUUUACAGGGCAAAUUUAUUCCAAAUCUUCAUUUCGGUUGCAUAAUUGACUCCUUCAGGAGAAGUCAAGUCAGUAAUUGUUUCAGUUUGUUUUGAUUGGCUUGAUUUGUGAGAGAGGUUUGUUCUGAUAUUCAACUCCCCUUAUCCAGCAAGUUGCACGUCACUUUUCUGAUGAUUGCUUCCUAUUUUCCCUGAAUUACUAUUUAUAGACAAACAUCAAAGGAGUUAGAUUCUACUUGUUAAUCCCUAGAACCUUUUAGUGUUUACCAGUGCUAUCAGAGGAAGAUAUCAGAGGAUGGGAAGUAAGAAUGGGCAAUGUUUUAGGCAGUACCACAAAUGCUAUUCACAAGAAGUCCUAUCAGAUGCAAAAUAUUAACUUUGCUUCUCUCUGCACGCUUAUUGACAUAUGUACUGAAUGUUUCCAGGAUUUUGAGAGAGGUUUGAAUGGGGAAAUGUUGAGAAGAUGUUUACGCUAGUGGGAGAAUCUCAAAUUAGGGGACAUUGUUACGUAAUAAAGGACACUCAUUUAAAACUGAUAUACAGUAACAAAGGGUGGCAUGAUGGCUGAAUGGUUAGUACUGCUGCCUCACAAUACCAGGGAUCCAGGUUUGCUUCCAGCCUUAGGUAACUGUCGAUGUGGAGUUUGCGCAUUCUCCCUGUGUCCGUGCGGAUUUCUGUUGCUGCAGAGAUGCGCAGGUCAGGUGGAUUGGCCAUGCUAAAUUGUUCCGUAGGGCACAGAAAUGUGCAGGCUAAAUGGAUUAACCAAGGUAAAUGCAGGGUUACAGGGAUAGGUCAUGGGGCUGGAUCUGGGUGAAGUGCUCUUUGGAGGGUCAGUGUGAACUUGAUGGACUGAAUGGCCUCUUUCUACACUGCAGGGAAUCUAUCUUCUCCCAGAAGUUAGUUAAUGCCAGGAAUUUUCUCCCCCAGUGAGUUGUGGAGGCUGGAUUGUUGAAAGAGAAGCUUGGUAGAUUUUUGAAGUAGUUGAGGGCUAUGAGGGAGUGGCAUGAAAGAGAAAUUGACGCAAGUGGAAGAUUAACUUUGAUCUUGUUGAACGGAUAUGUAUGAGAGGCCAGGUUGUCCUUUUCAGUGACUGGUAUACACACAGGUCUCGUUGGACCUCCCCCUUUCUCAUCAUCACUCAGAUAAUAAUCUACUAUCUUGCUUUUACUACCAAAUGGAUAACCUUACACAUCCACUUACACUCUCUCAGUGAGACGGCCAAAUACCAUCUGCUGUACCUGCAAGUUUACUUUACAUGACUGGUAUCAUCUUAAAUACUGCAACAAAACCACUCCCUUAAUCAUUUCUCAUUCCUUGUGCGAUUGCAAGCCUGUCACUGAUCCUGAUCGUUUUAUCUGUUUAGUCAGGAAUAUUGUUCUAUGAGCUCUUCCCCGUCCUAAGGGUUUGUGGAUAAGGAAACACUGCUCCUAUCUUUGAAGGAGUGAAUCAUCAGAGAGACCAAAUGUAAACUACAAAAAAACGGAAAGUUUGGACAUUGAGGCCUCCCUAAUAACUCACUGAUGCUCAGGCUGUUUUUAGAACCAGUACAGCCAGAAUAGCUUUCAAAAAGAGAAGUGAGCAAAAUGUGAUGACGUGUUAAAUGGGUAGAUUGCCAGUAAAGUUUAAAUUACCACUUCAAAAUCACCGUCGUAUUGAAGACGGUGUUAGGCAAUCUCCCCUCCCACCCUUGGGACCCCAUCACCAAUUAAAAUUCACUGUGGGAUUCCCAUUUUGCAAACCUCUUUCAAAAUGAGCCGGUAAGGGCAAGAGUAGGGACAGUUCCUGAACAUACUGCUCCUUUCAGCUGGUAUGAUUACUGAGACUGAUUGCUAAAUGUUCUUCAUUUGACCUAAUACCUUCCCUCAUUGGCCGGGGUUAAAGUAGACUUUCUGAGUAUCCACAAACAUCAGAUAAUUGGAAAUUAAGUUUAUUUCAGAAUGGAGGACCCAACAGCCAUUAAAUACUAAAAUCGUUAUUAAGAUCAUAUCUAUUUAUGGAAGCAGGGAUCUAUGUAAAUGUGAAUGUGCUUAAUACCAUGCUGUGAUGGUAAGGAAUUAUAAAGAAAUGGUGAAGGAACAGGGGUGAGAAAGCUCAUGGAUGACAACAUUGCUCUCCUUUCAGUUUAUUUCUUCAAAUAUUCUAACUCAGAAGGUGAAAAUGUUAGUCCCAUUGGCAUGGUGUGUUGUCAUAUUGAGUAUGGAACUAACGACACAGGGAGAAAGAUAUAGAAAGUUAUGCUGUUAGGAUCAGAUGCUGAAGAAUGGGAGGAAACUUGCAUUGAUGGAGAAACAUCAUUUCCACUGGAUCAACAGCCUGGAACCUCCUCCAUAACCACACUGUAGGUGUACGUGCACAACAAGGACUGUAGCUAUGAGAAGGCAGCUUAAUACCAUCUUCUUGGGCAAUUAGGGAUGGAUUAAUAAAUGCUGGCCCAGUCAGAGACAUGAAGUGGACAGGCGAGGCCAGGGUCGACUGUGAUGCACCCACAGUUCAAUAGUUACUGCAGCUAAAGGAUACUGUUGUGAGCAUUAUAUCUAUUUUUUUUGAGCUGGCUGCUUUCAGAAAAAGACAGGAAAUUUGGGAACACUCAGUCCAUGACAACAGAGACUGUGUAACAAUACUGAAAUGUCAUGAUAUCCUCCGUACUAGAUCCACUGGAGUGAUUCUUGGUAACCCAAUGCUGAAGCACAGGAGUUGCUUCGGAGAAAUGCAUUUCAUGUUCCUGUGACAUGCUGAAACAGCCCAAGGUUUAAAGCUACGUGUUAAACCUUGAUCCUGAGAACCACUCAUUUAACCAGAAAGGUUAUCCAAUCACAUGGGAUCACUUCACACUCUGCUAUCAGUCUGAGAAAUGCUGUUACAACGUGAUAGUUAAGUGUCCUGCAUAACUGGAAGUGGAACUAUAAAUGACUCCAUGAAGCCUGAUUCGACUGGCGCACUGUGAGCUGUUUCUGGUUUUGUGACUGGGUUGUGAUAGAGUCAACAGAGCACAAACCUAUGGGACAGUCUGACACUGUGCAGUUUUCAGCAUUAGCCAUGGCAGAGGUUCUCGAGCGUUUUCAAAGAUGGAUUGUGAUUUUGAGGUUACAUUGAGCUUUCCAGAGCUGAGCAGCAAGUGUUGGCCACUCACUGCUAAUGAAGACAGAGAUGAUUCUCAACAACAGCAAUUGAACAAGAAGCAUCAUUCUCUUGAAUGCCCAUUUUAUCUUUAUGCAUCUAGCUUUGUUUGAUUUAGCUCAUUGUUGUAUUUUGUCAAAUGAACAGAUAUAACUUGAUAUUAUAACCAAUGUGCUUUUUGCAGAAACAGGCCAUACAUAUCCAGGCUGCAAGUACAAAUAGCAAGGCUGAACACCAGCACGGUCAUUUUAACCAGUGCCUUGGUUAAUAAAGGCAUAAUUGUCACUGAACUAGUUAACUGCAACAACCCCAUUUCACUGAACCAGCAGUGGUACUGAAAGCCCUGGGUCUUCUUUCACCCUGAGUGCAUGAAACUUCAGUGAGGGAAGUCAAUUUUUAAACUCGUGGCUAGGCAGCAUUUAUUGCCCAGAGGGCAGUUAAGAGUCAACCACAUUGCACAUUAAAUAAUGUAAAAAGAUAAUACAUGACAGCAUAAAAUGGAAAGUUCCCUUAAAUUAUUUUUACACGUGCUUAAAGGCAUAUAUCUUGGUGUUUCUUGUUUUUAUUUAUUGAUUAAAGGAUUUCGGUGUUCCUAACAGAGUAUUGCUGGAAAAAAAGUCACAUUCUGUUGUAGCUUUUUGUCUGGCACUGAUCAGGACAAUUUACAAGAUAGAAAUGUAAAGAGGAAUAGUAAUCCUAUGUUGGACAGUUGUGAUUUUGAGAUUUACUAUUCUUGACUCCAUUCUUACGAAUAUAAGAUGAAAUGCUUUGAACAAUUCUGGCGCACCAAGUGAUCAGAAAGCACAGCCUAUAAAGAACCGUUCCACUUGAUUGCGCAUGUCCUUCUACUAUUUAAGAGGGAAACCAGGGAAUCAGAGACCCUAAUUUGCCUAUCAUCUGUGGUUGGGCAAUUACAGCAGCCAGUAAAUGACUGAACCUUCUGAAAAUUUUCAGUGCAUCAGAGCGAACCAGAAUGGAUUUGUAAAGGAUUCAUCAUGCUUUAGAAAUAAGAGCACAGGAAGGUCAUUCGGCCCCUCAAACCUUCCUGCCAUUCAAGAAGAUCAUAGCUGAUGCUUGAUGAACCUUUUUGAAGAGAUAACUGUGCUUGUGAAUGGAAGUAGUGAACACAAAUUGCUGGAGGAACUCAGCAGGCAUGGAUACAUCUGCAAAGAGAAAACAAAGUGAGCAUUUUGGGUCCAAUUACCUUUCUUUUGAACAGUUCUGAAUGUGGGGUUUGGAGUGUUAAGUCUGCUUUCUCUCUCCACAGAUGCUGCCUGACCUGCUGAGUUUCUGCUUUUGUUUCUUUCAUAGUUCCAGCAUCCACUGUUCUUUCUUCUAUUUUGGUUGUCUAUGCUUUCUAUUUAUGUGGACGUUCCAAAAGCAUAGGGUAAAUUGCUAUCAGAGGCUCUUGGAACUGGAAGCACAUUAUUGGCUUGAUCCCAAAAGUGAAUGAGUGGCAGGAGCCAGAAGAUUACAAUAUUGGCUGGCAGGAUGACAUUCGACACAGGUAUUUGUUGGGGUCUCAGGUUUUGAGUUUGAGAUUGAUUAAUUGAUUCCUGUUAAUCAGUGAUAUUAAGGGACUAGUGGUAAAGGACACAAAUUGACCAUGCUCUCAGUGAAUGGCAAAAUGCAGGCUUAGGCGUAAACAACCUCCUUGUCUUGUUAUAUUAAGUGUAAGUCUCAUCUUUGUCAAGUUUACUAGCUUCUUUGAGCUAGUCUUACAUGUAAGCUUCACCAUUGUUCAUCCAGUAAAUUUCUAAGUGAGCUUUGUGAUUGUGCUUUGAACAAUGGGCCAAUAAAGCUGCCAUUUACACUGCAAAUAAAUCGUUUCAGGUUAUCGAUUCAUGUUGAAAUUAAAACUCAAAACUAAGUAAAUCAAUCUCAACCACCCUGAUUUGUAACUUGUGCUUCAUUUAACAUUCAGCGUUAACCUUGGUGUAUCUUUCAUCUAUAAUCUUAAUAAAACUCAAGAUAAAUUUACAACUAA
Messenger RNA from Stegostoma tigrinum, 7378 nucleotides. RefSeq names its product semaphorin-7A-like. Gene Ontology annotation, molecular function: integrin binding; chemorepellent activity; semaphorin receptor binding. Gene Ontology annotation, biological process: positive regulation of axon extension; positive regulation of macrophage cytokine production; semaphorin-plexin signaling pathway. The transcript is spliced from 14 exons. NCBI's taxonomy places the organism in Eukaryota, Metazoa, Chordata, Chondrichthyes, Orectolobiformes, Stegostomatidae. The coding region runs from base 169 to 2046 and encodes 625 amino acids. The record is from RefSeq and is a predicted model, not a curated record.